Dermacentor silvarum is the source of this 1178-nucleotide messenger RNA. RefSeq names its product tissue factor pathway inhibitor 2-like. Lineage: Eukaryota; Metazoa; Arthropoda; Arachnida; Ixodida; Ixodidae. The record is from RefSeq and is a predicted model, not a curated record. Gene Ontology annotation, molecular function: serine-type endopeptidase inhibitor activity. The transcript is spliced from 5 exons. The coding region runs from base 74 to 1150 and encodes 358 amino acids.
GCAGACAAUAUCAUAUUACUUGCAUUUGAGGACGACUGAACUUCUUGGAUCAGUUUGAAACCAUCGCCUAGCAAUGAGGCCCACAUACAGCUACCUUCUUCUUGCUUCCAUUUCCUAUGUCCAUGGAUGGGGUAAAAAGCCGCAAAAGCCUCAACAGCCUGCGUUCUGCCUAAAAGCACCAUUUAAUGGCAACUGUCAACCAUUAACGCCACACUGGUACUUUGAUGACAAACGAAAGAUCUGCAGACCAAUGAAUCCUGGAUUUUGCAGCGGAGGCAGCAACAAGUUUGUAUCUUUCAAAAAGUGUAUGGAAGCCUGUCAGGCACGUACUAAGAUCGUCAACCCGCAGUGCCUCAAACCACCGGUUAUGGUACCCUGUGGUGUGGUACGUCACGCUUGGUACUUUGAUUCGAACACGAAAAGCUGCAAAAUGUUCAGCUACAGCAGCUGCGCCAGCGCUCAAAACAACUUCUUCACAGAAUUGAAGUGUCAGUCGGUAUGUCUACCAAGAAUAAAGCCGGAGCCAUUCUGCAGCCAAGAUCCUAUACCUGAUAUGUGCCUUCUACGAAGGAAGCACUAUUACUUCAAUUUUAAAAACAACACAUGUAUGGAGUUCCCAAAGAAAGGUUGCGGGAAAGGCCACAACAGCUUCGCCUCGUUAGAAAAGUGCAUGAAUACAUGCAGCUAUACCCACUCCACGGCGGCCUGCCGAACUUGCGAACAAAAAAUUCAAAAUGUGCUGCCGCCCCCGGGAAAACCCGGAGAGCCCAUCAUUAUGGGGCCAGUCAGUCCACUCACCCCACCAGGCCAGUCCACCUCACUUAACCGACCUAGCCAACAUGGCCAAACCAGCCCAAUUAGCCAUAUGGGCCCAACUUCUCAACCGGCCACCCCUAUCUCGCCUAUGUAUCCCAGCCAACCAAGUCAAGCGGGAUCAAGCUUCCCCGGCCAUGCCAGCGCACCCGGUCUUGCCAGUGGAACCGGUCAGCCCAGCCAACCACGCUUUGACUUACCAGGCCAACCUGCCUUGCCUAACACUUCUAGGGCAGCUAGCCAACCUUAUCCAAAUACGCUACCUGGAUAUCCCACUCGGCCUAUUAUGUCGGCCUAUCCCGGCGUCUCACCAACCCGUUCUGCUCGUCCAAAAUAAUCAACCAACCUUAGCUGGUGCUACUGCA